AUGCUGCAAAAGGAGUCUCCAUUCCUCCACCCGGGUUCCGUAACCAGGGCGAAUACGCUGGCAAUCGUCCAGCUCGCCAAAGACGACCUCGUCCCCGUCUACCUUCGGCAGUCCCAAGGCGAACACGAUGGCUACAAGGAGGGACACGUCCUCAACACGCGAUUCGGCUCGUUUCCGCACUCGACGUUGAUUGGUAUCCCAUGGGGCUCCCAGGUCCGCGCUUCCAAUGUCGACACGGGCUCGCGAGGCCGCAAGAAGAAGAACGACCAACAGCAGAUCAAAAAGGAGGGAGAAGAUUCUGCACUGCAUAGCUCCGAGAAUAGGAAUGGCCACCAGGUGCCCGCACAAAAGCAGCAGCAGAAGGGCAAUACAACCGCCGCGAAGAGCGGAUUCAUCCACAUCCUCCCGCCCACGCCUGAGAUAUGGACAAGCAGUCUUCCCCACCGCACACAGGUUGUCUACACCCCCGAUUACAGCUAUGUUCUCCAGCGGAUACGGGCACGGCCGGGCACGAGGCUCAUCGAGGCGGGUUCCGGCUCUGGCAGCUUUACGCACGCGUCGGCGCGGGCUGUCUACGAUGGUUGCACCGGCUACCACGACGAGCCCCAGCCCACGGGCAAGGUAUUCAGCUUCGAGUUUCAUGAGCAGCGCUUCGAGAAGAUGAAAAAGGAGCUGCAAGAGCAUGGACUGAGCAGUCUGGUUGAGCUCAACCACCGCGACGUCUAUAACGAAGGCUUUCUGGUGGACGGCAAGAGCCCCGAGGCCGACGCAGUGUUUCUCGACCUGCCGGCACCAUGGCUGGCGCUGCCUCACUUGUCAAGAAGAAGGCCCAAGACGGGAAAUGAGAUGGAGGGCGUGGAAGGUCGACAGGAGGAGUGGAUCUCCCCUCUCAACCCCAACAAAAGCGCUUAUAUUUGCACGUUCUCGCCCUGCAUCGAGCAAGUCACGCGCACGGUGUCGGAGAUGCGCAAGCUUGGCUGGGUCGACAUUGAGAUGGUUGAGAUCUCGCACAAACGCGUCCAGGUAUUCCGUGAGAAGAUCGGCCUGAAUAUCGUUUCUGAACGGGGCAUGCAACAGGCGCCUAAGGAUGUCUCCGAGGCAUUGGAGAGGCUGAAGGAGAUCGAGGUCAAGGCUGCGGAGCACAAUGCCAAGAUGCUGGCCCAGCAUAGUCACAAGAAGGUUGAGGAUGACGAUGAUGACGAUGAUGAAGAGGAAAACAAGGAUACAGCCGUCAAGCCCUUUAUGCAAGGACGCCUCGUCACCCGCGGCGAGGCAGAGAUCAAGGCUCACACCUCCUACCUAGUCUUUGCGAUCCUGCCGCGCGAGUGGACCGAGGAGGACGAGGCUGCUGCAGCAGCGAAGUGGCCCAUUGGCAACGAGCAAAAGGUGAUUGGUGCUGUGGACCGGGCCGCGCGUAAGCAACAGAAGCGUGAGCAGAUGCACGGCAAUCGUCAGAAGAACAACAAGAUGAAGGAGGACGGCAGAGCAAAGGGUCGGGCGAAGGCGGCAGGAGGCAAAAAUGAAGAUGGCAUGAUGACGGCUCAGGCCGAGCAGCCUUCGAAAGAGACCAGGCAAGCCCAAACCCUAGAUGCAUAGAUUCUUGACAACUGAAUUGAUACCCAUACAGCUUGCAUCCGAGCUCGC
Messenger RNA from Cryphonectria parasitica EP155, 1644 nucleotides. RefSeq lists its product as uncharacterized. Lineage: Eukaryota; Fungi; Ascomycota; Sordariomycetes; Diaporthales; Cryphonectriaceae. The transcript is spliced from 3 exons. Gene Ontology annotation, cellular component: tRNA (m1A) methyltransferase complex; nucleus. Bases 1 to 1596 code for a protein of 531 amino acids. The record is from RefSeq and is a predicted model, not a curated record. Gene Ontology annotation, biological process: tRNA methylation.